Molecule: messenger RNA, 1410 nt
Organism: Limanda limanda (common dab)
Lineage: Eukaryota; Metazoa; Chordata; Actinopteri; Pleuronectiformes; Pleuronectidae
Product: forkhead box C1-A-like
Exons: 1
Coding region: 1-1410 (469 amino acids)
Biological process (GO): anatomical structure morphogenesis; cell differentiation; regulation of transcription by RNA polymerase II
Molecular function (GO): DNA-binding transcription factor activity, RNA polymerase II-specific; RNA polymerase II cis-regulatory region sequence-specific DNA binding
Source: RefSeq, a predicted model, not a curated record
AUGCAGGCGCGCUACUCCGUCUCCAGCCCCAACUCCCUGGGAGUCGUGCCGUACAUCAGCAGCGACCAGAGCUACUACCGGGCCGGCGGUGGGUACACUGGGAUGCCCGCACCCAUGAGCAUGUACUCCCACGCGGCCCACGACCAGUACCCGGCCAGCAUGGCCCGCGCGUACGGACCCUACACCCCCCAGCACCAGCCCAAGGACAUGGUGAAGCCUCCGUACAGCUACAUCGCCCUCAUCACCAUGGCGAUCCAGAACUCCCCGGAGAAGAAGGUCACCCUGAACGGGAUUUAUCAGUUCAUCAUGGAGCGGUUCCCGUUCUACCGGGACAACAAGCAGGGCUGGCAGAACAGCAUCCGGCACAACCUGUCCCUCAACGAGUGCUUCGUCAAAGUGCCCCGGGACGACAAGAAGCCCGGGAAGGGAUCCUACUGGACCCUGGACCCGGACUCCUACAACAUGUUCGAGAACGGAAGCUUCCUGCGGCGGAGGAGGAGGUUCAAGAAGAAGGACGUGCAGAAGGACAAGGAGGACCGGCCGGGGAAGGAGAACCCGUCCUCCCGGACCCCGGAUCCGGGUCCGGGCUCCCAGCCGGUCCGCAUCCAGGAUAUAAAGACCGAGACCACCGGGAGCUCCACGCCGCCGCAGGCCGAGUCCCCGACCCGGAGCACCGUGCCCAAGACCGAGAGCCCGGAGUCCAGCUCCAGCUCCAUGUCCACGGGCAGCCCGCACAGCCUGGAGCCCCCCCCAGACCACCAGCAGCACCACCAGGCCCCGGCCGGGCAGGGCUUCAGCGUGGACAACAUCAUGACCUCGCUGCGGGGGUCUCCGCAGGCCGAGCUGUCCCCCCCACUCAUCGCCUCCCCCCGGACAGGGAUCACCCCCUCGCUGUCGCUCAGCUACUCCCCCCCCAACCAGAGCUACGGGUCCAGCACCUGCAACCAGAACGGCCUCUCCACCUCCAACUCCAACUCCAACCCCAACGCGACCUACCACUGCAACAUGCAGGCCAUGAGCCUGUACGCCGGGGAUCGAACCAGCGGCGGACACCUGGUCCCGUCCACCACCGUGGAGGAGGCGCUGCCCGACUACUGCACCACCGCGUCUCCGCUGGGCCACGGCACCGGGACCCAGCAGGGGGGCGGCGGCCAGCAGCAGGACCACCACCACGCUCACCAGGGCCGGAUCGCGUCCUGGUACGGGGACCUGAGCCACCUGAGCCCGGGGUACCAGGGGCACCACCAGCAGCAGAACUUCCACUCGGUGCGGGAGAUGUUCGAGUCCCAGCGGAUUGGGCUGAACGGUUCCCCUGGCAACGGGACUAGCAGCUGUCAGAUGGCCUUCCCGUCCGGACAGUCCCUGUACCGAACCUCGGGAGCCUUUGUUUAUGACUGCAGCAAAUUCUGA